Vicia faba (fava bean) is the source of this 876-nucleotide messenger RNA. The record is from the annotation of a GenBank genome assembly. NCBI's taxonomy places the organism in Eukaryota, Viridiplantae, Streptophyta, Magnoliopsida, Fabales, Fabaceae.
AUGGACUUGGAUAGUAUUGAGUGUGUUUCAUCUUCUGAUGGAAUGGAUGAAGAUGAGAUCCAACAUCGUAUUCUUCACCCUCAUCAACAUCAACAUCAUCAUCAUCAUCACUCUGAGUUUUCUUCAUUGAAACCUCGUAAUGGAGGAAACACUAAUAAUGUUAAUCAUCUUAUUGGUUCUACAGCUAUUGCUCCUGCUACUAGUGUUCAUGAGUUGUUGGAAUGUCCUGUUUGUACCAAUUCAAUGUAUCCUCCAAUUCAUCAGUGCCACAAUGGUCACACAUUGUGUUCCACAUGUAAAACAAGGGUGCACAAUCGAUGUCCGACAUGUAGACAAGAGCUUGGAGAUAUACGGUGUCUGGCUCUAGAGAAGGUUGCCGAAUCACUCGAGUUACCAUGCAAGUACUACUCUCUUGGAUGUCCUGAAAUCUUUCCAUACUACGGAUGCACAUUCAACCAUCGUUAUGUGAAGUCAAAUCCGCGUGAUGUAGAGAAUGCUACUUGGAUGCUCACCGUAUUUCAUUGUUUCGGCCAAUACUUCUGUCUUCACUUUGAAGCUUUCCAGCUAGGCAUGGCUCCGGUUUACAUGGCAUUCCUUCGUUUCAUGGGAGAUGAGAACGACGCUCGAAACUAUACAUAUAGCCUCGAAGUCGGAGCAAAUGGAAGAAAGCUCAUUUGGGAAGGUACACCACGGAGUAUCCGCGACAGCCACCGUAAAGUUCGAGAUAGUCACGACGGACUCAUAAUUCAACGAAAUAUGGCCUUAUUUUUCUCUGGUGGUGAUAGGAAAGAACUGAAACUUAGAGUGACAGGAAGAAUAUGGAAAGAACAGCAGAAUCCGGAUGGUGGGGUGUGUAUACCAAAUCUUUGCAGCUAA